AUGGAUCCAUGGCUCUUGUUCAUCACCAUUCUCUGCAUUUCUGCUUCUCUUUUCUCUCUCUUCUUCCAUACUAAAAAUCUCCCACCAGGACCUCCUACCAUACCAAUCAUAGGCACCUUCUCUUGGCUUCUCAAAUCCUCCAAAGACUUCUCCUCCAUCGAACCUCUUCUUCGUCAACUUCGUCCCAAAUAUGGCCCUAUUCUCACCCUUCACAUUGGUUACAGACCUGCCAUUUUCAUAACCACCCAUGAAGCUGCUCAUCGAGCCCUUGUACAAAGUGGUUCACUCUUUGCUAGCCGCCCUCCAGCACUUGAGACCACUCGGAUCUUCUUUAGCAACCAACAUACUCUCAGUACUGCACCAUAUGGUUCCUUGUGGCGAUUACUUCGUAGAAAUUUCAUGUCUGUAACUCACCCUUCUCGCUUACGUUUAUACUCUCAUGGACGUAAAUGGGCAUUUGAGAUUUUAAAGAAGAAGCUCGUUGAAGAAGCUGAGUCAUCGGACGUUAAAGCUUUUCCUGUGGUUGAUCACUUUCAACGUGCCAUGUUUUGUUUACUGGCUUAUCUGUGUUUUGGAGAGAAUUUUGAAGAGAAAGUCAUUAGAGAGAUUGAGACAGUGCAGAGAGCUUCGUUAACAAAUUUUAUUAGGUUCAACUUGUUGAAUUUCAUGCCAAAACUGGGGAAGAUUGUGUUCAGAAGGAUGUGGAAAGAGCUUUUACAGAUUCGUAGAGAUCAAGAAAGCGUCCUUCUCCCUCUGAUUAAAGCUAGACAAGCAAAAAACAGAAAUAUUAUGAACAAAGAAGAACCCAUAUUCUCAUAUGUUGAUUCUCUGCUAGAUCUUCGACUUCCAGGUGGUGAAAGAGAGAUUUCAGAUGGAGAACUGGUGAGUUUAUGUUCAGAGUUCAUCAAUGGCGGAACAGACACUUCAACCACUACAUUGCAAUGGGCGAUGGCUAAUAUAAUAAAGCAAGAAAACAUACAAAACAAGUUGCUGAAAGAAAUCAACGCAGUAACAGAAGAAGGAAGUGAAAUCCAAGAAAAAGAUCUAAAAAGAAUGCCUUAUCUGAAGGCAGUAGUCCUGGAAACCCUCAGGCGACAUCCUCCGGGACACUUCAUAUUGCCACGAGCAGUGACAGAGGACGUGAAAUUUGAUGGGUACGAUAUACCCAAAAAUGCAAUGGUGAAUUUUACAGUAGCAGACAUGGCAUGGGAUCCCAAGGUUUGGGAAGAUCCAAUGGAGUUUAAACCAGAAAGGUUUAUGAGAAAUGUAGAAGAAGAAGUGUUUGAUAUAAGAGGAGUAAGAGAGAUCAAGAUGAUGCCUUUUGGUGCAGGAAGAAGAAUUUGCCCAGCUAUUUCAAUGGCACUGCUUCAUCUUGAAUAUUUUGUGGCCAAUUUGGUUAGAGAAUUUGAAUGGAGUGGUGAAGUUGAUUUGUCAGAGAAUCAAGAGUUUACUACAGUCAUGAAGAAUCCGCUUCGUGUUCGUAUCACCCCAAGGAAGCUGUUAAGUUAA
Molecule: messenger RNA, 1509 nt
Organism: Manihot esculenta (cassava)
Lineage: Eukaryota; Viridiplantae; Streptophyta; Magnoliopsida; Malpighiales; Euphorbiaceae
Product: cytochrome P450 89A2
Exons: 1
Coding region: 1-1509 (502 amino acids)
Cellular component (GO): membrane
Molecular function (GO): oxidoreductase activity, acting on paired donors, with incorporation or reduction of molecular oxygen, NAD(P)H as one donor, and incorporation of one atom of oxygen; iron ion binding; heme binding
Source: RefSeq, a predicted model, not a curated record